This is a messenger RNA of Ctenopharyngodon idella (grass carp), 4427 nucleotides long. RefSeq names its product solute carrier organic anion transporter family, member 4A1 (gene slco4a1). The record is from RefSeq and is a predicted model, not a curated record. The transcript has 12 exons. Lineage: Eukaryota; Metazoa; Chordata; Actinopteri; Cypriniformes; Xenocyprididae. Gene Ontology annotation, molecular function: protein binding. Bases 566 to 2794 code for a protein of 742 amino acids. Gene Ontology annotation, cellular component: membrane. Gene Ontology annotation, biological process: transmembrane transport; sodium-independent organic anion transport.
UCUGAUAGUAAUUUCUAGCUCACAGUCAUUGUGUCACGAAUACGGCUCCCGCGGCUCCUCCUCCCGGCCGCCGGAGGGAGCCAUCACCUGAGUUCUGAGUCACUUCCUUGUGGACUACGUUACCCAUAGGCCCUCAUUCCUGGGACUGAUUGCACACACCUGCAUUGCAUCACACUCACACUAUUUAAGACGCACACACGCAUCCAUACACUGCGAAGUCUUGAUUUGCCCCGGUGAUCACUACUGAGCGUUUUCUUGUGGACUGUUACCUUGCUAUCGAUUGGACUGUUUAUCUUUUGUGAACCUCUGCCGCCUGCCUUGAACCUUGCCUGUUUCCUGGAUUACGUUUGUCUGCUGCCUGCCCUGAACUCUGCCUGUUAAUUAAGCUUUCCAAGAUCUUUAUGACUUCAGUUUAAACUCUACGAAACUCUGUAAAGGGAUCCUUGUCCAAAGACUGCCAUCGAAUCACUCUCCAAAACUACACAUAGAAUCAGUGUUUCCUGUGGAAACGUUUUAUUUUCUUAUCCUUCACAAAGUUUGUCACAGCACCCCCCCUUUUGGGGCCAUGCCCCACCUGUUAAACAAUGACACGUCCUUCAGCUCCAAGCAAGAGCUUCUGGUCCUACAUGACAGUCCACUGGGACCCGGUCCAGGCACUCCCAGCCCUGUGGAGUCCCAUGACUCUGGGCCUGGCAGCCCAGCUGGAAAUGCACACACUGUGUUCCACAAUACAGGCAAACGGGGGCUUGAGCUCAAAGAGCCUCCCACUGGGGUGAAAUUUGUCCCAACGGUCUCUGAGAAUCUUUGUGGAUGGGGUGCACUGACCCCACGGUGUAUCCAGACCUUCAACACCCCACGCUGGCUUCUCUUCUUCCUAUGUGUAGCCUCCUUCCUCCAGGGCAUGAUAAUCAACGGCUUCAUCAACACUGUCAUCACCUCCAUCGAGAGACGUUUUGAUCUACGCAGCUACCAGGCGGGACUUAUCGCGAGCUCCUACGACAUUGCUGCUUGUGUGUGCCUGACAUUCGUGAGCUACUUUGGUGGUACGGGUCAUAAGCCUCGAUGGCUGGGCUGGGGUGUGCUCAUCAUGGCACUGGGGUCUCUGGUCUUUGCCCUGCCCCAUUUCACCACACCUCCCUAUGAGGUGAGAGUAUCUGAGCGCAUGGGAUUGUGCUCGGCCAAUCACACAGAGACAUGUGUCAGUGACGAAGGUGGGCUGUCAGCGUACCGUUAUGUCUUUAUGCUGGGCCAGUUUCUUCAUGGGGUCGGGGCAACCCCUUUGUACACCCUCGGGGUCACCUACCUAGAUGAGAACGUCAAGUCAAACUAUGCUCCUGUAUAUAUAGGGAUCUUCUACACAGCUGCCAUUGUAGGACCUGCGGCCGGUUACUUGCUGGGUGGAUUCUUUCUCAACAUUUACACAGAGAUCGACCAAACGACAAAGCUGACUCCUGAAAACCCACUGUGGGUGGGAGCUUGGUGGAUUGGUUUCCUGGCAGGAGGGGCGGCAGCUCUGGUUAUCGCUCUGCCUAUACUGGGUUACCCACGGCAGCUACCAGGCUCUCAGCGAUAUGUGGCCAUGCGUGUCUCAGAGGCCCACCAGCUGAAGGAUGGCAGUCAGGUCACUGCAUCUGAUCCUCAGUUUGGAAAAACAGUAAAGGACAUGCCCAGGUCAAUGCUGCUUCUUUUAAAGAACCCUACUUUCAUCUUUCUAUGUCUUGCUGGUGCUACAGAGGCCACGCUCAUAGCUGGGAUGUCCACGUUUGGCCCCAAAUUUCUCGAGUCUCAGUUUAGUCUGAGUGCUUCAGAAGCAGCAACCUGGUUUGGGUAUAUGGUGGUACCAGCUGGUGGAGGUGGCACCUUCCUGGGUGGCUUCAUUGUAAAGAAGCUGAACCUUCGUUGCCGUGGUAUAAUCCGUUUUUGCAUGCUGUGUGCAGUGGUCAGCCUGAUGGCUAUCUUCAUAUUUUUGGUACACUGUCCUAAUGUGCCCAUGGCAGGAGUAACUGCCCCAUACUACAGCAACUUCACACACAACCACUACAGCGCCCCCUACCAGCAGACAGAAAUCCACAACAGCAGCUCCUCAGAUCUGGGCAAUCUGACCGUAAGCUGUAACAUUGGAUGUCACUGUGUUGAGCAGUUGUUUAACCCCGUGUGUGGUGCGGAUGGAGUGAUGUAUUUCUCUCCCUGCCAUGCCGGCUGCAGCUCCCUCAACCACACAUACAGCCCCAGAGGCAGAAAGGUGUUCUCCAGCUGCAGCUGUGUGGUAGGGAAUAUAUCAUGGGGAGAACAAGGUUUUGCUGAAGAAGGGAGGUGUGUGUCAUCCUGCAAUCACAUGCCAGCCUUCCUCACCUUCCUCUUCGUCAUCAUCUUCUUCACUUUCCUCUGCAGCAUCCCUGCACUUACUGCCACACUCAGGUGUGUUCCUGACAGUCAGAGAUCGUUUGGACUUGGAAUCCAGUGGAUCGUGGUAAGGACUCUCGGUGGGAUCCCAGGCCCCAUAGCGUUCGGCUCAGUGAUUGACAUCUCCUGUCUGCUGUGGGAGGAGCAGUGUGGAGAAUACGGUUCUUGUUACCUGUACCACAACUCAGCCAUGAGCCAGUACUCGCUCAUUGCAGGCAUCAUUUACAAGGUUUUAGGCACUUUCUUUUUCUUGCUGGCUGCCCUGCUCUACCAGCCGCCCCCUGAGUCUCCUCAGAGCAGCUGUGAGAGCACAGAUGUGGGAGGAGACAGAGACCUGCCAAUCAAAGACCUCCCCCCUGAGAUCAUCUCCAACCCGCAUGCCAAAUUAUGACCUCAGUCUUCAAAUACACUGACACCUCACCUCAAAUUGUGCAUAUAUGCGUCUGUGUGUGUGUGUGUGUGUGUGUGUAUAAGGUCAAUACCAUCACUGUUCACUGUGCCCCGUCCCUCCGGCUGUACAUUGUUCCCAACGUGCAUCUGUGAUAUAUUCUCAUAUACUCUCAUUGCUCACCAGCCUAAAACUCCCAAGAACUGAAAGCAUCUAUGUCACAAUGAAAGACCAAAGGUCAGAGGUGAAAUCAGAGCAUACAGUAUGAGUUACAUAAACAGUACCUAUCAAAAGCAAACAUAAUCUUAAUUUGAGAAUAGAUUAUGCAUUCAAACUGAUAUUUAUAUAAUUUAAAUGAAAAAAUCUGAGCAUUUUUGCAAGGAAAAAGCCAUAAACAAUAUAUAAAAAGAGCACUCAAUAUAAAUGUAAUGGAAAGAGAGAAAUACAGUAAUAUAACUGUGGAGAAAUUAUGACUAAAAGUGUUAUUCUAUGUAUAAAAGAUGUUGUAUUCAAAUGUAUUCAAACUGACAAUUAGUUACAAACUGUGCCUUUAAAGAGUUUUGCAUAAUUCAGCACAGUUAGAAUUAGAUAUUGCAGAAAAAAAUUGAUAUACAUUGAAACACCAUACUCACAAACUCUAAACUGCACUUUAAAACUCACUUCACUGAUGGAAAUAUACAUGCAAACCAUUUACAGUAGUGGCCAUUAAGCCAAGUUUUGUCCUGCAACACCAUACUACACAGUUCUAGUCCACAGUCUGAUACCAUCUAAAAGCAUGUAAGACUUGGAUUCUUGUAUUCAUAAAAUUCUGAAUAUUUUUAACAUUUUAAAAUGUGCCAAAAUACUGAAGCUCAGGACAGAGAGGCUUCAAGGUGUGAGGUCACAUAGAGGUGCAAGUGAGAGAUGAAGAGGGAGCAGGUUUACAAAAUGAACUUUUUGCAACUGUAUGCCAUGUUGUGAAAUAACCCCCGAGACGGGAUAUUCCUGAAAAGCACUUCGCUUCGAGACUACACUGAAAAUCAUUCUUGCACUGAUUGUCAGCCACAUUUAGGAUGACAUAUUGUCAAACAUUAUAAGACAGUUUCUUGGUUCUUCAUAAAAUAACAGAGCAUGCUGCAUUUCUUUUUGAAUGUAGCAAGAGUUUUUUUUUUUUCUUUUCUGGUGGAACAUUGAAGUACCCUAAGUGGCUUAAAUCCAAAUAUAAGAAGCAUAACUAAUAACAUAACUAAAAUCUACUUCAUAAACCUAAUUUGUGUAUAUCAACUGCUACUAAAGACACCUGACCAAUGAUACUUUAUGUUGAGGUUUUUAUUUAUUAUUAAAUGCAUUUGUUAGGAUUCAUUUUCUCGUGUUGUAUCAGAACUCUUUUUCUUUCCCUGAUGUGAUGGAUUUUGAUUGAUUACAUCGAUUCUCUGAUGGCAAACCCUGAAAGAUUUGCACAAUGAAACUAAAUGCAACAACAAAGAGUAACAUGAUGUUUGCAUUUGAAUUUAUGUUGGUUCAUGUGUAUGUUUUAUCCCAAGGACUGAAAGAAAGGUGUCUUGUGAAUGGGCCUGUUUUUGUCUUCAUUGAUAUUUAUUUGUGAUUUUUUUAACCACUGUGUUUCUAAUCACUUGCAAUGAAAUUAGUUUUGGUA